Geodia barretti is the source of this 1470-nucleotide messenger RNA. The record is from the annotation of a GenBank genome assembly. Lineage: Eukaryota; Metazoa; Porifera; Demospongiae; Tetractinellida; Geodiidae.
AUGGCUGUCGAAGUGUGCACGCAGAGACCGUUCAGUUUCUCCGCUACCUGUGGAACAGGUGGAGGCGUCCCCUGCAGCUACUACUCCGCCGCUGCUGCAGGUGCAGCUCCCACGACCUUCGGAUGCACUGGCGGCAGCGGACUGAUGAUGAAUAACGGCUACGUGCACAAGUACGAGAUCGGGACACCGCCUCAUGGCUCGCUGAGCCCCCUGUGCGUCGUCACCAGCAGCCACAUGACGGCGCAGCAGCAGCACAGCCCGCCUCCACCGAUGGAGCAGCUGCCCAAGAUCAUCAACAGCUACUACACUCCGCCGAUCAGUCUCCACUAUCAGCAGGAACCUGAGCCAGCCUACACGCGCGAGAUACUCUCGCCGUACGGAAAGAUGGACUCUCCGCUAAUGGCUCAGCACUCAACUCCCCUCAGCCACGCAGACAUCCAGCCUGAGAUGAACGUGCACACGCCGGGCCACAGCCCCAACAUCGCUCCCAGCCUCCCCUCAGACGCCCAAUGCAUGAACACUUGGUAUACGAGCAGCCGGUUAUCUCCGCAUACUCCCGUGUCCGCCCCCACUCUUCAAAGUUGCCUCCCUCAACCCCAUCAAUGGCCGCCGAGCAUGGACUCCGGUGUAAAAGCGCAGAGCCCGCCUCUUCCCUGUACCAUGGCCCACUCCCAGCCGUCCUCCGUGUGCUCCACCAUGUCGCCCUCCACCCUCAACACCAUGUCGCUCGCUGAAAACAGCCUGGGCCGCUCGCAGGCAUCGAACAACAUCAACGCGAUGGUGUCCGGCAAUCCGCGCCAGAUAUCGUCCGCGCUCUCCAUCCUCGCCUCCUCCACGUUCACGGACCUGACAGCCAGCUCCCUUCUCCCGCUGACCCAGCACCCAACUCUGCAAGCGGGCGGGAACCACACAGGACUGCUCGGCCAGAUAGCUCCGCUGCCCAACAAGCAGCGGAAGACGCCCCCUCGACGCAACCCGACCGUGCCCAAGAAACCCAAGACACCUUCAGAGAAACCGCACGUUUGUCCAGUGGACAACUGUGGCAAGCGGUUCUCACGGUCAGACGAGCUCACGCGACACCUCCGGAUCCACACGGGCCAGAAACCUUUUCAAUGUCACAUCUGUCUCCGCUGUUUCUCCCGCUCGGACCACCUCACCACCCACAUCAGGACCCACACCGGCGAGAAGCCGUUUGCCUGCGACACUUGCGGUCGCCGGUUCACCCGCUCCGAUGAGCGUAAACGCCACAAGAAGGUGCACGAGAAGGAGGCAGCGCGGAACGUCCUGCGCGGCUCGCAGCUCCAACAAGCUGCCAACCCCGAGGUGGCCCCGCUCUCCUCGGCCAACAACUCGGAGGUGCCGAUCCACCACGUCCAACAAGAACAGCAGCAACAUCAGCUCUCUGCAGUAGACACAGUAGGCACGAUUGAGCUCAAGAUCGAGCCCACUCCACUCUCCCCCUUGCAAUGA